AUGCAGAGAGUACUGGGCGACGCAGGACUCUUUGUCACGAGCCUCGCCAUCGACAGCAAGCGGAUCGUCGUCGGCAUGGUCAAACCCAAGAUAAAUGUCUUCAGCGCAGUAACGGGGCUGUACGCCCGUCCCCUGCUCGGCCACCACGCCGGCGUGUGGUGCCUCGCCCUCAUCAGCCGUUCGGGCAAAGGCGCCGAGCGCGCCGCCGUCGACCACAUCCUCCCAACAGACUAUGACAAGGACAAGAUGGCCGUCACCAGUUCCGAGGACGGCAGCGGCGGCAAGCCGCACCAAGCGGCUGCCAAUGUUGCCUUCAUCACGAUCCACGCUCCAAUCCCGCCAAAGCGCUCCUCCACCCGACUCAUUCAUCGAGCUGUCCGAUGCACCAGACUCCUUUGGAGGUCGCGGACCGCCAUCCACGGUAUCAAGCACGCCGGCCUCGGGGAAAAUUCAUCAGACCUAUGGCUGUACCAAGGUUCCCAAUGGCUCCACAAACCCCGUUUUGUCCUAACACGACAGCAGGGUGCGAGACGAGUCGUGGCUUUAACCAUAGCAGGUGAUCCCAGCGAUUCUCCUGCUGCAUCGUCUGUCCAGCGAAAUUUGCAACGCGACGCCUUCACGUCCGGUGCAGGCAACUCUGACGCUGACAUCUGCAUCCUCUCUGAGGCCCUUCCUUGGUCUGCCGAGAGCUACGCUCCUCCACCCGGACUCGAUCGCGAAAAUACCAAGGCUGUCGCAGAGGCUGAAGGCGGCGCCGAGAUGCAGUCAUGGCCGACGGCACUUGUAAUGUUUCCGCCGAGCUGGCCGAGGAGUCGAGAUCCACCUGCUCUCAUCCCUCGCUACCAUCUCCAUUCGCUGCCAACAGAGCCGUCUCCGCUGCAGCUCCAUCUUUCAGCACGAACGGAAACCCGCCUGCAUUGUCAGACAUUCGAUUCGAGCACCGUUGACCAGCCCAAUCACUUUCGCAAGAUGCAGAGUGGCUUCACGUAUCGGCAGGGCUACCGACGCGCCAAGACCUGGGUGCCGGAACCGGCCGACGUGCAUCCCGAAGUGGAAGCAACGGGCGUGCCUCCUGGUGGAGUGCGAUGGAAGCUCGAGACGCGCUACCGCCCAGGUCUGUCUGGCUACCGCGAUGUGCUGCUGCAGAGCAUCUUGGCCAUGUGUCGCAGGCACAAGCUGACGCCGCUCGACAUUCGCCAUCCGCCCGCUGUCAACGGCCAGCACUUUGUCGACGUCAUCUUCGCCGACGGAUACGAGGUGAAUAUGGCGUAUGACAACGACCUCACGUUCGAGUUUUACGGCACCUAUCCUCAGCCGGUCAGCCGCGGCAUUCCCGACUUCAGGCAUGUUGCAAUGUGCAUUCAGUUCCUGGCGGCCAGCUGUGACCUCAAAGACGUCAUGGCUGCGCUGCAUCGCAAUUUCAGGAUUCGCCAGGCAGGCCGCGUGAUCGGUGCAUGGGCGAUCGAUCGCGCCGAAACAGGGACGUUUUCGGGCCGUUUGCUGGUGCUGCUCGAGCUUCACACGCACCACGGCCUCGUGUCGGUGGGCGCCCGCACGGCCGUGCCUGGCUGGUUCGUGUAUCAAGAGCGCUCGUACCUGUUGCGCUCGGCCAACCGGCUGGCAUGGCGACAAGCGCAGGUCGCGCCCAAAAAGAGCGCUGGCUCUGGCGCGUACAACGGUAACGCAGCGAACGUGCAGCCAAGCAGCCACUUUGAAGCACCAGCCACGCGCGGACGAGGAGGACGAGGUGGUGGACGAGGACGCGGACGAGGACGAGGAAGAGGGCGCGGACGCGGAGGCGCUAGGGGCGGCGGUCACGAACACAUGAGCAGCUCGGCCGAAUUGCUCGCUCGCAACUUUGACGUCUUAUCGCUCUCGGACACCACCGCUAGCGAUUACCAGCUCUGA
This is a messenger RNA of Moesziomyces aphidis, 1908 nucleotides long. NCBI's taxonomy places the organism in Eukaryota, Fungi, Basidiomycota, Ustilaginomycetes, Ustilaginales, Ustilaginaceae. The record is from the annotation of a GenBank genome assembly.